Molecule: messenger RNA, 684 nt
Organism: Closterium sp. Naga37s-1
Lineage: Eukaryota; Viridiplantae; Streptophyta; Zygnematophyceae; Desmidiales; Closteriaceae
Source: the annotation of a GenBank genome assembly
AUGAAUCGCAUAUUUGGUGUGAAGAAAGAGAAGACGCCGGCACCGAGCCUCACGGAAGCGUCAGAAAGAAUCAAUGCGCGAGGCGAUUCGUUGGACGAGAAGAUCCGCAAGCUAGAGGCGGAGCUGGUGCGGUACCGCGACCAGAUCAAGCGUACGCGACCCGGGCCGGCGCAGGAGGCGCUCAAGGCGCGAGCCAUGCGCGUGCUGAAGCAGAAGAAGAUGUUGGAGGGGCAGAGGGACAAUCUGUACAACCAGAGUUUCAACGUGGAGCAAGUGGCGUUCGCGCAAGAGGGCAUCAAGGAUGCGCAGGCCACUGUGGCGGCCAUGAAGGCAGCGAACAAGGAGCUCAAGACGCAGAUGAAGUCCGUCAAGAUCGAGGACAUCGAUAGCAUGCAGGACGACAUGUUUGACUUGAUGGACUACAGCAACGAGAUCCAGCAGGCGCUGGGCCAGUCGUACGGCGUGCCCGAUGACAUUGAUGAGGACGAGCUGCUCGGUGAGCUGGACGCGUUGGAGGCGGACAUGGGCGUGGAUACAGCAGACGCCACGCCCUCGUACCUGCUGCCGGACUCGGAGCCCGAUGCGCUCGAGGCCGAGCCCGACCUCUUCCUGCCCUCCGCUCCCACUGCCAACACCGCCUCUGCUGUGCCGGUGGCGGAGCCUGCUCGCCCUCUUCGCACGUGA